AUGACAGUUUCGGUCCUCGGCAAGCGCCAACGCGGCUCAAUUGACACAGAAGCUCCGUCGUUGCCUUUGCGCAGUGCAAGCAAGCGCUGCACGCGAACCCCCCGGAUUUUGCAAGAGCUCUCCGAACCGACCGUCUCCUCCACUCGCCCACUGCGGUCGAACGCAAGCCGGACAAGGAGUGGCAGUAUCUUCCACCAUGAGAACGAGAACAAUGGCAGUACUCGGAAGUCACCGUCCAAUGAAAAUGAUCGCCCCAAGCAUACAACGCAACACGAAGAGCCGCCUUCUCCAGUCAAGAUCAACACUCAUUUCCGUGCCUCCAAAUCUGCCCAGCCCCGGCCCUCGGAAGAGACCUAUGGCGAUGAGAACUCCAAGCCAGUUGAGAUCAAGACUCCUUCCAAAUCUCGAUAUCGUGAUGCGAUCGACUCUACCCCUGUCACUCCCAAGCACCGCGUCCAGGUUGGCGGGAAGUCGUUGACUCCUCGUACUCCUCGACAAACCUCUACACCGACGACUACGUCGACUACGACUCAAACAAUUUACACCAAUGCGCGACAGCUAUUCGCACGUGGUGCAAGCUCGGGUCGCAUUGUCGGUCGGGAUGCAGAACGCGAAAAGCUUCUCUCCUUUCUACAGGAUGGUGUGGAGUCGCGGAAGGGAGGUUGUUUGUACGUUAGUGGUCCUCCGGGUACCGGUAAAAGUGCAAUGGUUCAGGAGGUGUGCGGUGAGAUGGAUCUGAGCUCGGUCAAAGUCGCCCAUGUGAACUGUGCGAGUAUGCGGCUGGCCAGGGAUGUGUACAGCAAACUUGUUGAAGAACUCUGUGAUGACAGCCAGGUAUUCAAGAAGAGCGAGGCAGAGAGACUGAGAGGUCUUUUUGUCCCAAAGGACAAGCGGGAUGAUAUGUUUUUGGUCACGUUGGACGAAAUUGACCAUCUGCUUACUUCCGACGCUGAAGUUCUCCAGACUUUGUUUGAAUGGUCGUUGCAGGGCCAGUCAAAGCUUCUGCUGGUUGGUAUCGCCAAUGCUCUCGAUCUGACGGAUCGUUCUCUCCCACAACUUAAGGCAAAGAACCUCAAGCCCCGCUUGCUUCCGUUCUUGCCGUACAACGCCAACCAGAUCGCCAGCGUUAUCAUCAACCGCCUUCGUUCCCUCAUCCCUGCGGGUCAAGCCGAAGACCCCAAUUUCGUGCCAUUUGUGCAGCCGGCAGCCAUCCAGCUGUGCUCGAAGAAAGUCGCAGCUCAGACGGGUGAUCUACGGAAGGCCUUUGAGCUUGUCAAGAGCGCGAUCGAUCUGGUCGAGCAGGAGACUUUACAGAAACUCGAAAAGCAGAAUGCGGAGCAGGGUAGCCCUUCGAAGACUAUCCUAGUCGAGAACAACAAUCUUUCAUCCCCUUCUCGAUCUAUGCAGAGUCUUACUUUGGCUUAUACCGUUCUGACUGCACCCCGCGCCAGCAUUGCCCACAUCGCACGCAUCACCUCUGCAGCUUUUGGUCAGGGCACGGUCCAGCGGCUUCAGGGUCUCAACCUCCAGCAGAAGGCAGCGAUUUGCGCGUUGAUCGCGCUUGAUCGUAAGCGACGUGACGGGGAAUUCCCGCCGACUCCGUCUAAGACGAAGCACAUGCCUCCGACGGUCAAACAGAUUUUCGACACAUACUGUACCCUCUGUCGCAAGGACAAUAUUCUUCACCCUCUCACUGCCACGGAAUUCCGAGAUGUCCUGAGCAAUUUGGAGACGCUUGGCCUUGUCGGUGAAUACCAGGGACGAGGCCGAGGUGGCACUGUUGCUGGUGGAUCGAACUUGAGACGUAGCCCUUCCAAGUCUGCUAUUGGGGCCUUGACUCCCAGCAGGGCGAUGGAUGAGCAGGGUCUUGUCUGCUUCGUUUCCCAGAGGGAGAUCGAAAGUCAGAUUGCGGGCCCCGGAGAAGGCAUUCUUCGAAGAUUACUCAUGGGCCAAGGCCUGUGA
Aspergillus terreus NIH2624 is the source of this 1962-nucleotide messenger RNA. RefSeq names its product AAA family ATPase CDC6. Gene Ontology annotation, molecular function: DNA replication origin binding; ATP hydrolysis activity. The transcript is spliced from 2 exons. Lineage: Eukaryota; Fungi; Ascomycota; Eurotiomycetes; Eurotiales; Aspergillaceae. The coding region runs from base 1 to 1962 and encodes 653 amino acids. The record is from RefSeq and is a predicted model, not a curated record. Gene Ontology annotation, cellular component: nucleus. Gene Ontology annotation, biological process: mitotic DNA replication checkpoint signaling; DNA replication initiation; cell division.